CGGACCGCUCGGCAUUUGCACACACUGUUUUACGCCUCGGAUUGUCAAACAUUUUCAUAUCCUGCUUCAUUUAACUCUGUAUGCAAUUGCAAGUUAGACGUGUUACGACAAGAUUUUGAUGAGGCGGAGUUACAGCUGUUCGUCGUGAUAUUUAAAUUUGAAGUCAUGUCUUUUCACCAGGACCGCGGGGUUCCCAGGGGUGCAAUGCCCCCCGGGCAAAACUACCGCGCCACUAACCUGAGGCCCCCACCACCUCUGCAAGUUGCACCCCCGUACGCCUACGAUUCUCAAUCUUCCGCCCCGCCUGGGUACCAUGGGAACAGUAGCACCUACAUGCCGCCGCCGCCGCUGCCGCACUCUGACUUUGUGUCAUACCCGCCGCCAGCGCCACCCUCGACGCCGGGCUCGCUUCACCCAUGUCCGAUGCGUCCGCCCUACACCAAGCCACCUAAUUUCCCGCCUCCGCCCUUGCCCGGCGCUCCCAUGCCCAGCUCACCGAUGCCGCAGAACGCCUACCACCCUUACAUGAUGCCGCCCGUGCCCCCGCCGCCUUUGCCACACCCUCCCAUGCCACCUCCAAAUCCGCCUCCGUCUAUGACUUACCCCCCUCCGUACCACAUGGGCUACCCUCAUCCUCCCCAUCCCCCUUUCCCUCCGCCUCCCUUCAACCCGGGAUACACCCAGAGCCCCGGCUCAUUCGCACCCGAUCAGAGCUUCCACCACGGGGGGCAGUACAAAUACGAGAAGCCCGGCGGUGGCGGCGGCGGGCGGUCCCCUGAGCGAGGAUAUCGCCAUGAUGACCACCGAAAGCGAGGCUACGUUGGCUACGGGGACAGGCAUCGCCUGGACGUUCCCAGAGAGCGCAAGGACCGCGGCAGGAGCCCGGACAGACGCGGCAGGACUGAGGGUGGGCGCUACAAGUCCGAGUAUGACGCGGGACGCUCCCCCUGCGGCGCACGUGGAAGCCGCGAUCGCAGCAGGGAGCGCUACCGCUACCGUGACACUCGAAGAUCCCCGUCGCCUGAUCGACACCGAAAGAGGCCUCGCAGUCGCUCGACCAGCAGAGACAGGAAGCGCAGCCGGUGGGAGGACGAGCGGGACCGCCGGUCCGAGUCCUGGUCGGCCCUGAGCCGAGAUCGCGGCUACUCUUCCGCCCGUAGCCGAGAUUCCGAGGAGUGCGGUGGCGAGAGAGAGCAGGCCGAAGCCGAGCGGCACAAGGACAGGGGCGAGGAUGAGACGGAGGAGGACGACAUGCUGAAGCCCGCCUGGAUCCGUUGCACCCACGCUGAGAACUUCUACUCCAACGAUCCCAUGGAUCAAGUGGGAGACUCCACUGUUGUCGGCACGAGUAAACUACGAAACCUCUACGAGCGCUUUGAGGAGGAGCUGGGAAGGCGGCAGGCGAGAGCCAAGGAGUCCCGACCCAAGUGGGACCCGCCAAAGACCAAACUGGAUGAGGACCCCGGCGCCAGCAGCAGCGAGUCGGAGUGCGAGUCGGACGAGGAGGCAAGUUCUUGCUCCAGCAGCUCCGACUCAGAGUUGUUUGACGUCAUCGCUGAAAUCAAGAGGAAGAAAGCGCAUCCCGACCGGCUUCACGACGAGCUGUGGUACAACGACCCGGGACAGAUGAACGACGGCCCCCUGUGCAAGUGCAGCGCCAAGGCCCGUCGCACAGGCAUUCGUCACAGCAUCUACCCAGGGGAAGAGCCUGUGGAAGUAUGUCGUGGGAUGAACAACAACACCGGCAAGUUGUUCCACUAUCGGAUCACCGUGUCUCCGCCCACCAACUUCUUGACGGACCGUCCCACUGUGAUCAACUACGACGACCACGAGUAUCUUUUUGAGGGCUUCUCCGUCUUCUCCCACACUCCCCUCACCAGUAUUCCAUUGUGCCGCGUGAUCCGCUUCAACAUAGAUUACACCAUCCACUUCAUAGAGGAGAUGGCGCCCGAGAACUACUGCGUGCAGGGCCUGGAGCUCUUCGCCUCCUACCUCUUCCAGGACAUUCUGGAGCUGUACGACUGGAACCUCGCAGGCCCAGAUUGGGAGAAUAAAGGCGGCGGAUGCCAGCGCUUCCACUUCAUGCCUCGUUUUGUGCGAUUCCUACCCGAUGGUGGGAAGGAGGUGCUGUCCAUGCACCAGGUGCUGCUCUACCUCCUGAGCAGCAGCAAGCCGCUGGUCCCCGAGGAGCAGAUCGCCGACAUGCUGCAGUGGGAGGAGCUGGCGUGGCAGAAGUAUGCGGAAGAGUGCAAGGGCAUGAUCGUCACCAACCCGGGCUCGAAACCGAGUUCGGUGCGGAUCGACCAGCUGGACCGGGAGCAGUUCAACCCAGACGUCAUCACCUUCCCCAUCAUCGUUCAUUUCGGGAUACGGCCUGCCCAACUCAGCUACGCUGGAGACCCUCAGUACCAGAAGCUGUGGAAGAGCUACGUCAAACUGCGCCACCUGCUGGCCAACAGCCCCAAGGUCAAGCAACUGGAUAAGCAGAAGCUGACGCAGAGGGAGGAAGCUCUUCAGAAGAUCCGUCAGAAGAACACCAUGCGCCGCGAGGUGACGGUGGAGCUCAGCAGCCAGGGAUUCUGGAAGACCGGCAUUCGCUCCGACGUCUGUCAGCACGCCAUGAUGCUGCCCGUCCUCACCCAUCACGUCCGCUACCACCAGUGCCUCAUGCACCUGGACAAGCUGAUUGGCUACGUCUUCAAGGAGCGUUGCCUCUUGCAGUUGGCCAUGACGCAUCCCAGUCACCAUCUCAACUUUGGGAUGAACCCCGACCACGCCCGCAACUCCCUCUCCAACUGCGGCAUCCGGCAACCCAAAUAUGGCGACAGGAAAGUUCACCACAUGUACAUGAGAAAGAAAGGAAUCAACACUUUGAUCAACAUCAUGUCCCGCCUGGGCCAGGAUGACCCUUCCCCCUCCAGGAUCAAUCACAACGAGAGGUUGGAGUUCCUGGGCGACGCCGUGGUGGAGUUCCUCACCAGUGUCCACUUGUAUUACCUUUUCCCCACUUUGGAAGAAGGAGGCCUGGCCACCUACAGAACAGCUAUUGUGCAAAACCAGCACUUGGCCAUGCUCGCCAAGAAACUGGAGUUGGAUCGCUUCAUGCUCUACGCUCACGGGCCGGACCUGUGCCGGGAGUCGGACCUGCGGCACGCCAUGGCCAACUGCUUUGAGGCCCUCAUCGGUGCCGUUUAUUUGGAGGGCGGCUUGGAUGAGGCCCGGCAACUAUUCGGACGACUGCUCUUCAACGGCCAGGACCUGCAGGAUGUUUGGCUCCACUACCCGGCGCACCCUCUGCAGGUACAGGAGCCCCAGACGGACCGGCAGCUGAUCGAGUCCUCGCCCGUCCUGCAGAAGCUGACGGACUUUGAGGAGUCCAUCGGUGUGCUGUUCACGCACGUCCGCUUGCUGGCCCGAGCCUUCACGCUGAGGACGGUGGGCUUCAACCACCUCACGUUGGGCCACAACCAGAGGAUGGAGUUCCUGGGGGAUUCUAUCAUGCAGCUGGUGGCCACCGAGUACCUUUUCAUCCACUUCCCCGACCACCACGAGGGACACCUAACCCUUCUGCGCAGCUCGCUGGUCAACAACCGCACGCAGGCCAAAGUGGCGGAGGAACUGGGCAUGCAAGAGUUCGCCAUCACCAACGACAAAACCAAGCGGCCCGUGGCGCUCCGGACCAAGACCUUGGCCGACUUGCUGGAGUCUUUCAUCGCAGCACUCUACAUCGACAAGGACCUGGAAUUCGUGCACACCUUCAUGAACGUCUGCUUCUUCCCUCGACUGAAGGAGUUUAUUCUCAACCAGGACUGGAAUGACCCCAAGUCGCAGCUGCAGCAGUGUUGCCUGACGCUCAGGACGGAGGGCAAGGAGCCCGACAUUCCGCUCUACAAGACGCUGCAGACGGUGGGGCCGUCGCACGCGCGCACCUACACCGUGGCCGUCUACUUCAAGGGCGAGCGCAUCGGCUGCGGAAAAGGACCCAGCAUCCAGCAGGCCGAAAUGGGAGCUGCCAUGGACGCACUUAACAAAUAUAACUUCCCGCAGAUGGCCCAUCAGAAGCGCUUCAUCGAGCGCAAGUACCGGCAGGAGCUGAAGGAGAUGAGACGCCAGCGCGAGCGCCAGGAGAAGGACGCCGACGAGCCCCACGCCGGCAGGAAGUGAGGCGCCCGGGCCGUGUUUGUUUUGGCGCCCAAAUCUGUGAGAAACCCAAAAAGACACGGACACUGCUUUUUCAGCCUAAUGCCGUUUUUGCUCAGCAGGAGCGAGCGCAGCCACCACACCCAAACAAAAUGUUUUUAAGCUUGAAUGUGGACGUAAAUAAAUCGAAUGAUAAUGAAGAUGUCUGCAAA
Molecule: messenger RNA, 4352 nt
Organism: Syngnathus acus (greater pipefish)
Lineage: Eukaryota; Metazoa; Chordata; Actinopteri; Syngnathiformes; Syngnathidae
Gene: drosha
Product: drosha ribonuclease III
Exons: 32
Coding region: 166-4164 (1332 amino acids)
Biological process (GO): rRNA processing; regulation of gene expression; primary miRNA processing
Cellular component (GO): nucleus
Molecular function (GO): ribonuclease III activity; double-stranded RNA binding
Source: RefSeq, a predicted model, not a curated record